Messenger RNA from Durio zibethinus, 1264 nucleotides. Its product is annotated as protein S40-6-like. The record is from RefSeq and is a predicted model, not a curated record. Lineage: Eukaryota; Viridiplantae; Streptophyta; Magnoliopsida; Malvales; Malvaceae.
GAGAGAUGAAAUGAAGACAAAAUGGAAUCCAAAUUCACAUGAAAUGAAAUGGCUACCAUUGUCCCUUUCCUUAAGGGUUAUAUAUUCAUAGCUUCCCCUUCUAAGCCUCCUUAUGUUUGAGUCUCUUCUACGGACUCCAAUUAAUAUUCAUCACCCUCCCUCUUUUUUUGAUUCUCUCUUAGAGCAGAUUUUUAAUUUUCUUUUUUUCUUUUGAUUUUUUAUAUUGAAUAGUAUUAGAUUGUUUCAUGGCGAAAGGUCGGCGGUUGACGACCAGCAGAAGCGAACGGUUUCUGGGAAGUUACAGUUACGGACACAGUCAAGGGAACACUGUGACGGAGGAAACGGAACUUGGCGAGGAAGAUGUCUGGUCGAUGGUUGAUAACGUCGCGAACCGAGAUGACCAGAGUGUGAAUAAUUCUCAGAGCGAGUGGCGUCCACGCACUCAGCCUGAGAGUAAUGGGAAUGAGAACUUGGACAUGAGAGGGAGCCGUAGCCGAAUUCCCCGGAAUGACCACCGCAUGGGCGGGCUGUCUUUGGCUUUCGAGGAUUCUUCUUCGACGAAGCCUGGGAUCGUGCAUCAGUUUCGUGGCAAUGAUGGCGUGGCGGCCGCAGCUUCGCCACGUGGGCACCAUAUGGCCACGUCAGCACCGUUGAACGUGCCUGACUGGAGUAAGAUUUACAGGGUCGACUCAGUUGAGUCGAUACAUGAGUCGGAUGAUGAUGAGUCGGAUAUGGUGCCCCCACACGAGUACUUGGCGCGUGAGUACGCAAGGAGUAAGAAAACGGGCGGGGCUUCGGUUUUUGAAGGCGUGGGUCGUACCCUCAAAGGCCGGGACAUGAGGCGCGUCAGGGAUGCAGUAUGGAGCCAAACAGGGUUCGAUGGUUAACCAAUUUGUCGGCCACUUGAAAACAAAUCCAAAACCAGCUUAAUUAUGAUUGAUUAAAAUGCGAUUACAUCAUUAUUUUUUUGUUACUUGGGCAAUAAUUCGGCUGAGUUGACACAGUUGAGUCAACUUAGUACCGAGUGAGCUCAAACAGGAUUUUGAAUUUAGGGGUCCAAAAAUUCUGUUUUUAGAUUGGAAUUUAGAAUUUGAGGAGUGUGUUCAAUUUCUGUUUAGUAGUAAUUUUGAUCCAAAAUUAAGAUCGGAAAAGAAAAAAAAAAAGUUCUUAAUCAAGGGUUUUGGACAAAUUUUUCCACUUUAAAAUAGCCAUACUGAUAUUACAUUAACUUAGAAAUUAACCAGUGGGUGAGCCUUUGUUAUUA